This is a messenger RNA of Corythoichthys intestinalis (scribbled pipefish), 1837 nucleotides long. RefSeq names its product CCN family member 3-like. Gene Ontology annotation, cellular component: extracellular matrix; extracellular region. The transcript has 5 exons. The coding region runs from base 142 to 1194 and encodes 350 amino acids. Lineage: Eukaryota; Metazoa; Chordata; Actinopteri; Syngnathiformes; Syngnathidae. Gene Ontology annotation, biological process: cell adhesion; signal transduction. The record is from RefSeq and is a predicted model, not a curated record. Gene Ontology annotation, molecular function: integrin binding; heparin binding.
AACCUUCUGCUUUGACGCAAGCUAGAGACCGGGAGAGGAGGGAAACGUCAACCCUUAAAUCAAGGACUCAAGCUUCAGCACAGUCAAUUUCUACGCUGCAUAAUAUAACGUAUAUAAAAUUGAGCUCUUCUUGCUGCAAGGAUGACCUGUUUGUGUUAUAGAGCUCUUUUUCUCAUCUGCUUUACAGCACAGGUGUUGACAGUAGCCUGGUCCCAAGUAUGUCCACGGAGGUGCAAGUGCCAAGAGGAGCCCCCGAUCUGUGACCCCGGUGUGCCCCUUAUCCUGGAUGACUGCGCCUGCUGCCUCACGUGCGCUCGUCUGAAAGGUCAGGCGUGUUCGGAAAUGAACCCCUGCGACACACGGAAAGGCCUGCAGUGUGACUACACCGCUGGCAAAAACAAAAACACGGGCAUAUGUGUCGUUCACGAAGGAGAAGUCUGUGUUCUGGAUGGUACAGUCUACCAGAACGGCCAGACCUUCUUCCCCAGCUGCAAACACCAGUGCAUGUGCCGGGACGGGCAGAUUGCCUGCAUACCGCGCUGCAACAUUGAUGUCAUGCUGCCCGGACCUGAUUGCCCUGUGCCACGCAAGGUCCAGGUUCCUGGAGAAUGCUGUGAGAAGUGGGUGUGUGAGCCCCAGGCUGAGGCCAGCGCACUGGGAGGCUUUGCUAUGGCAGCCUUUCGCCAAGAGGAAACAGUGAGCUUUGAUUCGUGGGACCCCAGUUUGAACUGCAUCGAGCAAACCACCGAAUGGGGUGCCUGCUCUCGGACCUGUGGAAUGGGGGUAUCCACCAGGGUCACCAAUAAGAACCGCCGUUGUGAAAUGGUGAAACAGAGCAGGUUGUGCAUGAUCAGACCCUGCGAUGACCAGGAGGAGCAGACAGCGCUCUCACAGCCAAAGAGAGGCAGUAAGUGUCAGAGGAUGGUACGGAGCGACACCGCCCUCCAGCUCUCCUACAAGAACUGCACUAGCGUCCAGGCCUACAAACCUCGAUACUGUGGCUCCUGCACAGAUGGUCGCUGCUGCACCCCACACAGAACCAAGACUGCCUUGGUGGAGUUCACGUGCGCUGGCGGUAAAACCAGCAAACGACCGGUCAUGGUGAUCAUGACCUGCGUCUGCCACAGCAACUGCCCACGAGACAACGCGGUGUGGCAGCCUUCGGAGCUGGGCUACAGUGGUAUGACGUUAUAGGUCAUUAACUGCAUAUAUAUUUAAGAAUUUCCUAUGAGUUGGACAAAUUUUUGUUCAAAUUCUUUAACAUGAGUUGUAUCAACUCUUAACUGUAGCCCAAAGUAUGCAAAAUAAUUGGUGAUGUGCAAAAAUGAGAGUCAAUUCCUCAUCAGAAUGAAAGCACUUAUGAUAUAACGAGUCUCUCCUGUUUUAGAGACUAGAUUAUAAAAAUGUGUAUGCUAGGAACUACAUUGUAAAUGACUGACAAAGCAUCCAGAGGGAAUUUAUGAGACAAUAUUGAACAGUCAACGCAAUGUGAGGGUUGUCUAGUUUAGUUGGAAUGCUGCAAUUAACCCCGUGGGUAUAUUAGUGUGGAAUAAAAACAAACAUUUAACCCUAGUUCUCAGAGUAAAAAGUAUUGCAUGACAAUGCUAACACAUGUUCUAAUUAUAUGCAUGCAGUUGACAAUUUCCAAGUAUUGGAUGCAUUUUUAGAAUAACUGAACAGUGCUCCCUGACAUGGCCCUAUAAAAAAAGGCUCAACCUAUCAUCAAAUGUCAAUAUUGGGACUUUGUGUCAUUUUUAACAUCUGCCUGAUAUCUCCCCUGGUAGCUUGUGGCCAUUAACACAAUAGUUGUUGUAUAUUGGAAGUGAAUGACAAUGGG